ACAUGAAAUUUUAUUGUUGCUUACAAGUUGCCAUGGAUACGGAAUUUACACAGUUAAAUAUAUAUGGUCAAGUAAUAUACCAAGUACUGUAUUUUACUUAACAACUUUACUAUUUAAAUCAGCUCAAAGUAUGAAGAUAAGAUUUUAUAAAUCAUUAAAUAUUUUGAGGCGACAAUUAAUAAUUGCCGGUAUUAUUUGUCUAAUACCUAAAUCAUAUGGAUUAAAUUGUACGAGUGAUCCAUGUAUGUAUGGAAUCUGCUUAGAUAAUGAUAAUAAUUCAUACUCAUGCUAUUGUAUCGAUGGCUACACUGGAAUUAAUUGUGAAAUAAAUUGGGAUGACUGUUGGUCAAAUCCUUGUUACAAUGGCGGUACGUGUAAUGAUGGAGUUGCCUCGUAUAAUUGCACGUGUCUAGAUGGUUUUAUAGGGAUAAAUUGUGAAACAAAAUAUAGCGAAUGUAUGAACCAGCCGUGUCUUAAUAAUGGGACAUGUAUUGAUUACAAUGGAUUCACGUGCCAAUGUCAAGAAGGAUACUCAGGAGAUUAUUGUGAGAUAGACGUAUCAGUGUGCAACAGUACGAUUUGUAAAAAUGGUGGUGAAUGUAUUGAUGGCCCAGGGUAUUCAUACAAUUGUCAUUGUCGCGACGGAUGGACCGGUGACUUAUGCGAAGAAGACAUCGAUGAAUGUCUCAGUUCGCCGUGUCAGAACGGUGGACUUUGUUUAAAUAUUCCAGCAACAUACACAUGUGCCUGUUUAUUUGGUUUCACGGGAAAAGAUUGUGACAAAGUCAUAGUAGCCUGCGAAAAUAAUCCAUGUAAAAAUGAUGCCAUGUGUCUUUUAGAAGACAAUCAACCAGUUUGCUACUGUGUCCCAGAUUAUCAUGGCCAACUAUGCGAAAUGCGUUACAAUGAUUGCGAAUCAAAGUACGCGCAUUGUGAAAACGGCGGAACUUGUAUUGACGGUAUCAAUAAUUUCACGUGUUCCUGCCCGCCACUUUACAGUGGAGAAAUGUGUACCUUCUAUAGCCCAAAUUUGAUCACCGAAUCUCAUACAAUAAAUGCAACUCAACACACUGAUACCUCAACCUAUACCUCUACAUUAUCAACAAGCCCUCAACCACAACCACAACCACAAGUAACUGAACAUGAACAUACUGAGCAUUUAACGACUGAAAAUUGCAUUGAAUCGACAAUAUUAUCAUCAUCAUCAAUAACAACAACAACAAUAUCAACACUAAUUACUGACAAUACAACAAAAUCAUUAACCAGCAGCACCAGAGAAAUAAACGACACAUGGACAGAAAGUCCAGUUACUUAUGAGACAAGUACUGAUAAAUUUACUACCUCUCAAUCAAUAAUCACUAUAGACACUUUAUCAAGUACAGCAGAUUAUAGUAAAGAUAAAACGACUGUCCCUGAGACUUCAACAAAUGUCUUCCAAAUAAAUGACACAAAAUCAAACAAAACUUUUUCUACCGAAGCUUCCUUAGACUCUUCUACUAAAGUACCAAUUGUCCAAUCAAAUGAGACUGUAUCAAUAGAUUUGACAUCAACGACACCAUUAUCCUCAUCAUUGCCAUCAAGUACAAUGACGGCAAUUAAAUUAACAACUUGGCCAGUGGAAAAAAAUUUUACAACUCAAUUGUCGAUGGAAGAAAAUAAAAGUCUGCCUUUAUUUACUACUACGUCAUUACCAAUAAUUUUGACAAGCAAUAAAAUAAUUAAUGAAAGUUUGAUAACUUUUUCAAUGCCAACUACAACUUCGACAAUUGAUUUGCCAUUAACUAUACCGACACUGAGUGAUUUUACAACAGAUAAAUCACUAAUUACUCCUGCAACGAUUGCGUAUUCUAUUGGAACUGAAGGACAAGGGCGAUCUAAGCCUUAUAAUUGUACUGCUGAUGAUUGUAUUCAUGCUAUUACACCAUGUACAUCUAGCAAUACUAGUCAAUGUGAUUGCGAUUCAACUGACUGUACACCAGCUGUAACUCGAUCGUCAUCAACUAUCACGAACGCAGCAUUUAAUGGUAAAUCUUACGUUCGCCAACAACUUACGAUAGAUGACAGUGGAUUAUUGAAAAUUUAUUUAAGACUAAAAACAAAAUCUAAAAGUGGAAUUAUUAUGCAUGCGUUUUUUGACGAAGAAAGAUAUGUUUUAUUGUAUAUGGAAUUAGGACAAUUGAAAUUUCAAUUUUCAUGUGGACUACAGACGAUGUUACUUGGUGAAAUAGAUACGCCAAUUAAUAAUGGAGUUGAUGUUGACAUAGAAAUGAGAUUUAAAUAUUUAGUAGAAAAUGAAAUAGGAAAAUGUUCAGCAAGAUUGUUUGUUAAUAAUACAAUGGCAAUGAGUGGUGAACAAAUGUUAUCUGCACGUACUGAUAUUCCACAAAUAGUACGCGUACAUUUCGGUGGUAUACCACAAGCAUUUUCACAUUAUUUCCCGCGGAUCGCGUUAGGAUUUAUUGGAUGCAUGAGUUUAUUAAAGGUAAAUGACGUUGAAAGACAUUUUAUUUUGGAUUCUGUUGAAACUUAUCAAAUAGAAGAGUGUACGUCAUUUUUAUGUCUACUCAACCCAUGUAAAAAUUUCGGAUCUUGCCAUGAUAUCGAUGGCAAAGUUUAUUGCAAAUGUAUACCUGGAUAUGCUGGUGAACUAUGCGAAAAAACAGCUUGCGAUGAUAAUCCAUGUUAUCUUGGGUCAACAUGUAUCAGUUCACCAGGAACGGGAUUUAUUUGUGUUUGUCCUUUGAAUAUGCACGGCCGUCGUUGUGAAGAAGAAUCCAUAAUAGUGGAUCCGUCAUUCUCAGUUUUCAUUCCUGGAUUUUCAUCAUAUAUCGCAUACGGCAUCAAUGGUCUGAUACAGAAUUAUAUGGAAAUAAAAAUGCGUAUCAUGCCACAUUCUGUUGACCAGAUAUCAUUGAUAGCUUAUAUAGGUCAAGGUGCUGUUUCAAGAGACACUACUGAUCAUUUUUCUGUUACAUAUGUCAAAGGCUAUAUUAUGUUAACAUGGGAUUUAGGAUCAGGUGUAAGAAGAAUUUUUACCAAACGUCCAUUGUCAUCACGAUCACGAGGACCCUAUACUCUACAUGUCGGUCGUCGUGGUCGAGAUGCUUGGUUAUUUGUUGAUGGUAUCGGUAAUGUAACAGGACAAGCCGCUGGUACAAUGAAUAAAUUAAAUGUAUCACCAUUACUUUAUAUCGGUGGGCAUAAAUCUAAAAAUUUUGAAACACUACCACAUGAUUUGCCACUUCAUACCGGAUUUUCUGGAUGUAUUUAUGAAAUUGAGUUACGUACGGAAAAUACUGUAAUUCCUGUAACUAAAUCUAGUCCAGCAUCAGGCCGUGGUGUUGGUGAAUGUCAUCGUAAUGAGUGUACUUAUAAUACAUGUAAGAAUGGCGCUGUUUGUUUGAAUCAUGGACCAACUUAUAGCUGCAUUUGUAUGAAAGAAUGGCAAGGACCGGACUGUACUGUACCAGCAGUAACUUGUUCGUCUUCAAAUCUAUCGUGCCAGUCUAUGACGAGUAUAUGAAGGAGUUUUUUUUAAACG
Messenger RNA from Microplitis demolitor, 3541 nucleotides. RefSeq names its product protein eyes shut (gene eys). The record is from RefSeq and is a predicted model, not a curated record. Lineage: Eukaryota; Metazoa; Arthropoda; Insecta; Hymenoptera; Braconidae. Gene Ontology annotation, molecular function: calcium ion binding. Gene Ontology annotation, cellular component: protein-containing complex; plasma membrane. Gene Ontology annotation, biological process: heterophilic cell-cell adhesion; establishment or maintenance of epithelial cell apical/basal polarity. The transcript is spliced from 14 exons. Bases 131 to 3523 code for a protein of 1130 amino acids.